Messenger RNA from Dibothriocephalus latus, 618 nucleotides. The record is from the annotation of a GenBank genome assembly. NCBI's taxonomy places the organism in Eukaryota, Metazoa, Platyhelminthes, Cestoda, Diphyllobothriidea, Diphyllobothriidae.
AUGGCACUAAGAAGAAGAAGAAGCAUGACGCAGCUUCACCUCUCUGCCGAAAAGUUUAACGAGCUAACCGACUGUCCAAUCUGCCUGAAGACAUACACCGAUCCACAAACCCUGCCAUGUCAGCAUUACCUAUGUAUUGCCUGUGCCGACACCGUUCUGCGGAUGGAGCGAUCAGAAUGUCCCAUAUGUCGACUUCCUUUCAGCAGGGACCAGCUCAAACCCUUCCGUUUCUUCAAUCAGCUGCAGGAGAUUAUAGAACGAACAGUGGUGGACAGUGGGGGAGUUUGUGCGGAAUGUUUGCGGCCGUUUCGAGAUAAGGAGAAGUCUCUACGACCCGGAACUACCUUUGGGGGGCUAAUCUGUGCUGAUUGUGCGGCAACUGAGGCACUCAUUAGGUCCAUGGAAACGGCUGCGUUGGAGGAGCAAGAAAGAGCAGACUUCCGCCGUGAUGUGGCCUCUCACGAAAAACCCGUGAGUUUCAUGAUAUCUGAAGAGUACCUAAAUUCGCAUCCCGUUCAUCCCCGUUUGGGGUGUGCGAAUGGAGCCCGCUGCCUGUCGCUUAAAUACCCUAGCCGACAAACCAGCAUGUUUCUCUAUUUUUCGCAUAUACUAUUCUGA